UGUAGAGAAAGAGAGAAAACUACACCUCCCAUAAUGCCCUAUCACGGGUCUUAUUUCCGGUCCUGCGCGGUUUCUGGAGCGGAUUGGAACCCGGAGUCAGGAUUCACUAAAUGUGUAGACGUUUGGAAAACAGGGUGUCAGGAUGGCCGAGCAGACACCAGAUGAGUUUAUUUGGUGUGAGGACUGUGGGCAGUAUCAUGACUCUGAAUGUCCUGAACUGGGGCCUGUCGUCACAGUGAGGGACUCGUUUGUUUUGAGUCGGGCACGGUCGUCUUUACCAGACAGCUUGGAGAUCAGGUUAGCUGAGGAGGGUAAGGAAGGUGUGUUUGUGCUUCGGCGGUUGGUCAGGAGGACUCGAUUUGGCCCAUUUGAGGCCACGAGGACUUCAAGCCUUCAGACUGAGGGGGCUUUUCCUUUAAAGAUAUUCCAGAAGGACGGCUCAGUGGUGUGCUUUGACACGUCCAAUGAAGACGACUGUAACUGGAUGAUGUUGGUUCGGCCUGCCACAGACCACAAACACCAGAACCUGACAGCCUACCAGCAAGAUGAUGAUGUUUAUUUUAAUACGUCGCAGGAUGUUCUACCUGGGACAGAGUUGAGAGUCUGGUAUGGAGCGUUUUAUGCCAAAAAAAUGGAUCGGCCUGUACUUAGGCCACCUUUACUUCCACCCCAACCAGAAUUGCCAUCCAACAAACCUGGAGACUCUCCAAUGAAGGCACCACCACCAGAGAACCUUCCUGUCCCAGACCAGCUGCUCUGCCAAACUCCAGCACCAGCUGAAGACCCACCUGUCCCGCAGGUUACAGAGGCACUAUCCCAAAACAAUACUGCCAUAAUUGCUCCGAUUCAACCAGAGCCAGCCAAAAAGCAAAGCAGACCAAGACGGACAAAAACACAGAAAUCUGUGCCAAGUGGAGCAGCUAAUUCUGCUCAAGAAGCUCCUGUUGCCGAGUCCAAUGAGCAGCCUCUCAGUACUGUGGCUCCUGAUGUCCCUCUUUCUGUGCUGGACGUCCAGGAGGUCAUGGUUAGUGUAGACCCUCUGCCACUCAAAACAUCCCGCUUGACACGCUCCCCCAUCUCAUCUGGAAAACCUAUUCUGAGAAAGCGAACUCUUCGUCCGGGUGGUGAUCAUAAAAGAGUUUACCAGUGCUGCCUCUGCAAUAAAGUGUUUCAGAACAGCAGUAACCUCAACCGACACAUCCGCUCCCAUGGAGACAAGUGUUUUAAGUGUGACGAGUGCGACAAGAUGUUCAGUCGAAAAGAGAGUCUUAAACAGCACAUAUCCUAUAAACACAGCAAGAAUGAGCCUGACAUUGAGUAUAGAUACAAAUGUUCAACCUGUGAGAAAUCCUUCCGAGUGGAAAAUGCCUUAAGAUUUCAUAACUGCAGGACAGAUGACAAAACGUUCCAGUGUGAGAUUUGCUCCAGGUUUUUCUCCACUAACAGUAACUUGUCCAAACACAAAAAGAAACACGGAGAGAAGCUGUACGCCUGUGAAAUCUGCAAUAAGAUGUUUUACCGCAAAGACGUCAUGCAGGACCACCAGAGGCGACAUGUCGUUGGCCCGAAGAACUUGAAACGUGAGGAGCUUGAAGUCAACGGUGAGGAGGGAAGCAAAUACAGAAAGGAGCCUUCAGCGUGUCCUAUUUGUGGAAAGGUGUUUUCAUGUCGGAGUAAUAUGAACAAACAUUUACUGACCCACGGGGACAAGAAAUACACCUGUGAGAUCUGUGGUCGCAAGUUCUUCCGUGUGGACGUCCUGAGAGAUCACAUCCACGUGCACUUUAAGGACAUCGCCCUAAUGGAUGAGCAGGAGCGAGAGGACUUCAUUAAGAAGAUUGGCAUCUCUAUGGAGGAGAGCGACGACAGCUCUGAUGAGGAAGAUGAGAAGAACGAUCCCGAACAUCACAAAUACAGCUGCAAGAAAUGUCAGGUGACAUUCGCCAAGGGCCGUGAUUACUUGAAACACAUAAUGGAAAUGCAUAAGGAAAAAGGUUACAACUGCACGAUGUGUAAUCGCCGCUUUGCUCUGAAAGCCACAUACAACGCUCAUCUAGUUAUUCACCGAGACCACCUGCCUGAUCCUGCAGUGCAGAAAUAUAUUCAUCCAUGUGAAAUGUGUGGACGGAUCUUUAACAGCAUCGGGAACCUGGACAGGCACAAAAUCAUCCACACAGGUGUGAAGAGCCAUUGCUGUGAACAGUGUGGAAAGUCGUUUGCCAGGAAAGACAUGCUGAAGGAGCAUCUGAGAGUUCAUGAUAACGUCAGAGACUUUCUGUGUGCAGAAUGUGGAAAAGGUAUGAAGACAAAACAUGCUCUACGGCAUCAUAUGAAGCUGCACAAGGGAAUCAAAGAAUACGAAUGUAAAGAGUGUAACCGCAAAUUCGCCCAAAAGGUCAACAUGCUGAAGCAUUAUAAAAGACACACAGGCACAAAGGACUUCAUGUGUGAACUGUGCGGGAAGACGUUUAGCGAGAGAAACACAAUGGAGACGCACAAGCUUAUUCAUACAGUUGGAAAGACGUUUUCAUGCUCCGUGUGUGACAAGAAGUACGUGACGCAGUACAUGCUUCAGAAACACACACAGUUGACCCAUGAGAAGGUGGAAGCUCAGAGCUGCCAUCUGUGCGGCACCAAAGUCUCCACACGGGCCUCCAUGAACCGCCACAUGCGCCGAAAACAUCCCGAGAUCGUGGCGGUACGAUUGAGUGAAUUUGAUAUUUCAGAACCAUCAACAGUCGACGCCUCCACCAUCAGUAUUGCACAGCCUCCUCUGACUCUGGACAAAAGCUCUCUUACUGAAAAAGUCUCCAGGAACUCCAAGAAGAGGGCAAAACUCCUUCCUCAUGAGCCCGAGCUGUCAGAUUCAGACGAGUACAGCGACUUCACCAGCAAAAACACUGAGUUUCCUGCUGCUGUGGGAGAUGAAACCAACUCUGCCGUACAGAGCAUUCAGCAGGUGGUAGUGUUGACCGACCCCAGCGCCCCUCCGGUGUCUUCCAGUUCAGUCAAUUUAACCAACAUCACCGUGACCCCCAUCACAACCCCUGCUCCUGCCCAGUUUAGUAACCUGCAGCCGGUGGCUGUCAGUCACCUUACUCCAUCUGACCGGCCGCUCACUCUAGACAGCUCCAUCCUCACUGUGACCUUUGACACUGUCAGCGGCUCAGCCAUGCUGCACAACCGGCCGCCAGAUCUCCAGUCCGAGGCUGUGGGCACGGUGGGGGCCACGGCUCCACAAUCGGUUGCACAUUUUAUCAACCUCACCACCUUCGUCAACCCCCUUCCCCAUCAGCUGGAGCAGCCUGCUUUAACCUGGCGGCCCGUGGCAGCCGAUGGAGCUCACACCGCCAGCAUAGAUGACCCUCAGACAGACACAGCGGCCCCUCAAGGGCCUUCGGAUCAGCCACAAACACUCCCAGAACAAAGACAUCAGAUUCAGACGCAAGUCACAGGACCUGCUCAACAGCAGACCACCGCUGCGCCACAGAUGUUCAGCUACUGAGACUUGAAGAUUUAUUAGAGCUAAGGUCAGAUUUUUGGAAGUUAAUUUGGACCAAUGUGAUCGUAAUCAAGCACUUCUGUUUGUUAAAGGAACACUCCACUUUUUUGGAAAAUAACAUGUCCUCUAAAAAAAC
Danio rerio (zebrafish) is the source of this 3638-nucleotide messenger RNA. NCBI's taxonomy places the organism in Eukaryota, Metazoa, Chordata, Actinopteri, Cypriniformes, Danionidae. The record is from RefSeq and is a predicted model, not a curated record.